AGGCCGGAGCCGAGACGGAAGAAGCCGCCGCCGCCGCCGCGCAGCAGCCGCCACCUCCUGCCGGAGCCCGACAUGGCGCUCUGAGCCCAGCCCGGCCGCGCCGAGAGCCGCCACCCGCGCGCCUCUCCGGGGGGCUCCGAGCAGCCGCCCCCGCGCCGGCACCGGGAAGCUGGGGCAUGGGCAGGGCCGCUGCUAGGAGCCCGGCAGGCAUGGGAGGAGAGCGGCGCUAGGGUCGCCGUCCCGCCCGCCUCGCAGCUCGGCCCCAGCCCCGCGGCCGCGAGGCCCCGCCGCCGCCGCCCAGGAGCAGGGAGGCCGAGAGAGGGGAGCAGCCGGCGGCGCCCGGCCGCCGCAGCCCGCCAUGGCCCACUCCGCCCGUGGCGGUGCAAGUGCCCGGCAUGCAGAACCAUAGAGCAGACCCAGAAGAGCUAUUCACAAAACUGGAACGCAUUGGGAAAGGCUCCUUUGGUGAAGUCUUUAAAGGAAUUGAUAAUCGGACGCAGCAAGUGGUUGCUAUAAAAAUCAUAGACCUUGAGGAAGCAGAAGAUGAAAUAGAAGAUAUACAGCAAGAGAUAACUGUUUUAAGUCAGUGUGAUAGUCCUUAUGUAACGAAAUACUAUGGAUCAUAUUUAAAGGGCACAAAACUAUGGAUAAUAAUGGAAUACUUGGGUGGAGGGUCAGCUUUGGAUCUUCUGCGUGCUGGCCCAUUUGAUGAGUUCCAGAUCGCUACCAUGCUAAAGGAAAUCUUGAAAGGUCUUGACUACCUACAUUCAGAGAAAAAAAUUCACAGGGAUAUAAAAGCUGCCAAUGUCUUGUUAUCAGAGCAAGGUGAUGUUAAGCUUGCUGAUUUUGGAGUUGCUGGGCAGCUGACAGACACGCAAAUUAAGAGGAAUACCUUUGUUGGAACUCCAUUUUGGAUGGCCCCUGAAGUUAUUCAGCAGUCAGCGUAUGAUUCAAAAGCUGACAUCUGGUCAUUGGGAAUCACUGCUAUUGAACUAGCCAAAGGGGAGCCACCCAACUCUGAUAUGCAUCCAAUGAGAGUUCUGUUUCUCAUUCCAAAAAACAAUCCUCCAACUUUGUUAGGAGAAUUCAGUAAACCUUUUAAAGAAUUCAUCGAUGCAUGUCUGAAUAAGGAUCCAACAUUUCGCCCUACAGCAAAAGAACUUCUGAAGCACAAAUUCAUUAUGAAAAAUGCCAAGAAGACUUCAUACCUGACAGAACUAAUUGAUAGGUUUAAGAGAUGGAAAGCAGAGGGACAUAGUAGCGAUGAAACUGAUUCCGAUGGUUCUGAUUCGGAGUCAAGUAACAAAGAAAACAACUCUCAUCCUGAGUGGAGCUUUACUACAGUUCGAAAGAAACCAGAUGCAAAGAAGCUACAGAAUGGGACGGAUCAAGAUCUUGUUAAAACCCUGAGUUGUUUAACUAUGAUAAUCACCCCUGUCUUUGCUGAGCUCAAACAGCAGGACACAAAUAAUGCUAGCAGAAAGAAAGCAAUUGAGGAACUUGAGAAAAGCAUCAAUAUGGCAGAAGCAACAUGUCCAGGGAUCACAGAUAAGAUGGUGAAGAAACUUAUGGAGAAAUUUCAGAAAUUUUCUGUUAAUGACUCAUCCUAAGAAACUUCACAUAAUUGACUGCUGUUUCAUAUGGACCCAGUGAAACCCACCAAAACUACUUCAAGCUUGGCAGUGCUUAGCUCAUGAGCUCCUUGUGCCUUUUGGAUCUUUGCAACAUAUUGAUGGUGAUUUGAGGAUUUGAAAGAACCUACUCAACUAUUUUGUGGCAGUGCACAUGGUUUUAUAUUUUCAGGAAAUUAUUUUGUAAAAAACAACUUUUAAUAUUGUAGUUUCACCAGUUUAAUCUGAUAAAUGUUGAGGUGCAGUUUUGCUUUUAGAAAUAACCAUUACUUUAGUUGAUAGAAAGUGCAAGUACAGUAUGUUUUGAUGCUAUUUUGUUCCUGUACCCAGGGAUGUACAGGUCUUUUGUAUUCAUGAGUUAAACUUUUGUAAAUCACUAACAAGCUUCAGAGAAAAUUGCUUUUUCACAAGCAUAUUCAAAACAUGUAUUGUAGUGGCAAGGGUAUUGCUGUAGCACCUGCUUCAACCAGCAUAUAGUUAUCGUGCCCUGAAGAAUAAACCUGCAACAGUAUCUAUUAUAAUUCUAAAUUGGUACAGUAUUUUAGGCAGCUCUAUGAUUAAAUAUAUUUGAGAGCAAUAUGUCAAUAGUUUGCAGGUGGUAUGUAGCAACAGGUAUAUCCUGAUGUACAGUAUAUGUAUUACCUUUUAGAACAAGUAGUAAUUCAAUCUUACAUCAUCAUGGUAGGAAAAUUAAAGCAAUACAGUUGAGGGGGUGGGGCUUUUGGCAAUAAUGGACAAAAACUGAAGUCCAAUUUUAUUUAACUUAAUUUUUUUCCUCUGAGUAUACAUACCUGGGUGGAAGGGAGCCAGAGAAGCCGAGCGUCGCAUGAUACAUACCUCACAAGCAGGUAUAAGUGUAACACCAGCGUUCUUUGUGGUGGUGUUGUUUCUCCUGUAAGAUAUUUAUACACAUUUUUGUUCUUAAAUACAUUAAAUACAGUACAUCAACAUAAUUUGUUUAUAAUUUUCUGAAAGUGUAUUUUAAAUAUGUAUUUACCAGUUAAUAUGCAAAUAACUGAGUUAUAGAUAUUCUUUCACAAAAAGGUAGUACUGUGCAGUAUGGAGUGAUUUUUUUCAUAAAAAGUAGGUAAGAUUAUAAAGUUGCUUUCAGUUAUAUAUUUAUGGUACUGCUAACUGGGUAAUCUCUUCUGGUUUUAUAUUAUUUUUUUGUUAUUAUUUGUUUUUCUUUCUUUUUCAACCCAGUAUGUAUAUUAUGCUGAAAUUUUGAACUGGGAUUUUUUUUUCAGUACUUAGCUGUGGAACUGUUGGUGUAAAUUUAUUUUUGAUAAAGGUUGGGUGUGUUUAUUUUAUGGUUCAGACCUGCACAUUUUGUUUUUGCACAAAAGUCAUUUUAAAAAUCUGAAAUAUAUCUGCCAAAUAUUAAAAAAGUAAUGGUGUGCAAGUAAAUACUGCAUUUUUAGUCAAAUGUUGCCAUUACAUCGUUUUUAUAUAAAGGACACUUGUGAGAGAUGGUGGUUAGAUAUGCCAAGGACAAUUAUUUUCAAUGGUGCCUACACUGUAAAAAAAUUUAAAAAAGGAAAAAAAAAAAAAGAAAAAAAACCUUUGUUUUAAUUUUAAAGAAGUGUUUCUGUUUAAAACUUUCAUCUGCUAUAUAACUGAAAUUCGAUUAGAAUUUAUAUCUGAGAAAAAGUCUGGAAAUAGUUUUUGAAAACAAUAAUGUUAUGGAUUAAAUAAAUAUUUUUAUAAAUGUAAAAGCAGCAAAAGUUGUAAAUACAGUUGAUCUGAAGCUUUACAAAAUAACUGCAUCACAAACAAAUUGUAGUGCUUCUCUAGCUUCUGUAGUUGUUAGUCUUGUAAAUCUGUUUAUAGAUGAAGCUUAUUUCAAUGUUUUGGGGGGUUUUAAAUGGUUUAAAAAUAAAUAUUUAAGUUCUGUAAACUUUCAUGAGCUCUUUCUGUUGUGCAUUUUAUUCUGGAUUUUAAUAAAUGUGCAGAGGCGUGCA
Messenger RNA from Cygnus olor (mute swan), 3592 nucleotides. RefSeq names its product serine/threonine kinase 26 (gene STK26). The transcript is spliced from 12 exons. Gene Ontology annotation, biological process: protein phosphorylation. The coding region runs from base 396 to 1610 and encodes 404 amino acids. The record is from RefSeq and is a predicted model, not a curated record. NCBI's taxonomy places the organism in Eukaryota, Metazoa, Chordata, Aves, Anseriformes, Anatidae. Gene Ontology annotation, molecular function: ATP binding; protein kinase activity.